Musca domestica (house fly) is the source of this 1239-nucleotide messenger RNA. RefSeq names its product fas apoptotic inhibitory molecule 1. The record is from RefSeq and is a predicted model, not a curated record. Lineage: Eukaryota; Metazoa; Arthropoda; Insecta; Diptera; Muscidae. The transcript has 4 exons. Gene Ontology annotation, biological process: negative regulation of extrinsic apoptotic signaling pathway via death domain receptors; positive regulation of neurogenesis; canonical NF-kappaB signal transduction. The coding region runs from base 468 to 1133 and encodes 221 amino acids.
AGCGAAAACAGACAAGCGGAGAGUUGUACAUCAACUUUCUCAUCAGUCGUGGGCACAGUCCUUGAAUUCUCCACCCAACGACAAUGAAUUGAAAUACACACAUAUAUGUAUAUGUAGAUAUACACAUACAUACAUGCAUACAUACAUAUAUGGUUGUACUCACACGUUGUUAAGAUCCCCUUAACAACAACACGAAGAGUGGUGGGUGGCCGAAUGUCGCCAGCCAUACUGCCAUGGCAUUUGGCGCCCCGGCUCGGGGACUACUCCACCAUGUCUGUCGACAUUUGGCUGGCAGACUGGCUAUCGUAAAUCCAUAGCAGUGAAGCUUACAAGCGAUUCCUACGAAUUUUGUGUUGUCCUUUAUUUUAGUAUUUUAUUAGCACCGUAACGGCAAACACUUAUUUUGUCUCGCUUUGUGUCUUUUUUCGUAGCGACCUCAAGCUUUGUAUCUAGAAGGCGCAUGGGACAUGUCAUUUCUUUCUCCGUCGCUGAGACUAGAAAAUUUGUCUACAAAGCCAAUAAUGAGCUUGGAUCACUUGCCUGAGGAAAAACGGUACAACAAAAACAACAUUGUGGCCAAGUGGUGUGCGCCUAUCAAUGGCAAAAUGUAUCGCAUCGAACUGGAGCAUGGUACGACCAGUGGUCGACGCAUGAUCUGGGUCAAUGGAAAGGAAGUCUUAAGGCGUGACUGGAUGUUUAAACUUGUCGGUGAGGACACCUUUUACAUAGAUCAGGCCCGUUGCAUUAUACGAGUAGAUCCGGCACCGGGCUUCAGAUACGAAUAUUUGCUAUAUAUUGAUGGCAAAUCUCUCGACCAAUACACCGAUGAGCAGUCAAAACAAUAUCGUCUGUGGGUGACAACGAUUAACGGUAUCCAAUAUAGGAUAAUGCUAGACCUGGACACAUUGAAUCUGUAUAUCAACGAUGAACUAUGCCAAGACACGGCCGAAUUCGUGGAGGGUGGAACCAAUACUACCGUUCUCCACAACGAUGUUGAAUUCAUAUUACAAACCCGAUCAAGUGGCAAUAAACACAGUGGAAUCCGCCACACACUGCUGGCGAAUCACGUCGAAAUACCCGAGGCAAAAAUCCAGGAAAUAAUGCAGGAACCUUGUUCUAUACUCUCAACCUAAUCGGAGCUGCACAGAAGAGCUUUGCAUGUGCUGCUGGUGCCUUCAGACAAAAAACUUACGAAAAAAUUAACAUUUAUUUAUGAAAUUAAAAUAGUAAUAAUUAAAA